Messenger RNA from Lachnellula hyalina, 1620 nucleotides. RefSeq names its product Protein flp (gene flp). NCBI's taxonomy places the organism in Eukaryota, Fungi, Ascomycota, Leotiomycetes, Helotiales, Lachnaceae. The record is from RefSeq and is a predicted model, not a curated record. The transcript has 5 exons. Bases 1 to 1620 code for a protein of 539 amino acids.
AUGACAAACCUCAAGAUGUUUUCCAAAUUCUUUUCGUUGACGGCAUUGCUACAAUUGGUGCCUUGUGCAAAUGGUGCUGGGCAGCAACAUGUAUUGAAAGAUAAACCUACCAGUCCAUUUGACGCCAAAUUUGCAAAACUAGCCAAAGAUACACUGGAGCUAUGGCAUGUACCUGGCGUUUCGAUUGCGGUUGUUGAUGGCAAUGAUACAUGGGCAGAGGGCUACGGUAUCUCUUCAUUUCCCUCCACACCCGUCACGCCAGAAACGCUUUUCUGCGGCGCCAGCACCACAAAAGCCUUCACAGCCGCCGCCAUGGCCCUCCUUAUCUCCUCAUCCAACUACACCGGUCUCUCCUGGGACACGCCGAUCUCCAGUCUCAUCCGGGAAGAUUUCGUGCUCCCGGACCUGUAUUCCACCGAGCACGUUACCAUUGAAGACGCGCUUUCUCAUCGUACUGGCAUGCCUGCUCAUGAUGCCAGUUACGGGGGUACGAAUGAGAAGGGCGAGAAGAGGGGCGUGAGAGAUUUGGUGCGGAGUUUGAGACAUUUGCCGCUCACUGCGCCGUUGAGAAUGAGGUUUCAGUAUUGUAAUAUGAUGUUUGUUGCUGUUAGCCAUGUUGUUGAGACACUCACGGGGGUGGGGCUGGGUGAUUUCUUGAAAGAGAAUAUUUGGGAGCCGUUGGGGAUGAAGUCUACGUAUUUCGACACAGACGCCGCACAAGCAGCUCCAGAGCCCUUUGCUCAAGGCUAUGUCUAUUACGAAGAAAAGUACCAACCGGUUCCAUACAUGGACCUUUAUAUUGUCUCUGGAGCGGGUGCCGUGAUUUCCAACGUCCUGGACUAUUCAAAAUGGAUCCGAGCCUUUUUAACCACCUCCGGACCUCUUUCCAAUUCAGACUACGCAGCCCUGAAAACUCCCCGUACGCUUCUUCCUACUAGUGGAGAACUGUCACGGUUCCCUCAACCAUAUACUGGACCCCGCUCUUACGCUCUCGGUUGGUAUCAUGGCGUGUACCAGGGAUAUGAGUAUUUUGGGCAUAGUGGCGGCAUGGAAGCUUUCGGCGCAGAGGUUGUUAUAUUCCCCGACCUAAACUACGGCCUCGUCUCCUUCGGCAACACAGGAGAAACCUCCAACUUCGCAAUCCUAAAAUUAAUCUACGACCUGAUUGACGAAAAGCUAGUCAUCCCUCCCGAAAAGCGCUAUGAUUGGAAUAAGCAAAACCAAGCCCUCCUCCACCGCCGCAACCACACCUACUACAACUCACCUCAGGCCCUCUAUCCCUCUAUCCCCUCUCCUCCCCUCCCCCUCACCCUCCCCCUCGCCUCCUACACAGGCACUUACACUCACCCCGCCUACCACGCCCUCACGCUAGUCCUCCUAAACAACACCCUACACUUCUACCGCGACAACGCGAGCUGGGUGACCACGUUCGAGCUGCAGCACGUCAGCGGCGAGUUUUUCCUGGCGUAUAUGGACUCGCGGGCCGCGCCCGGAGGAAUUUUUUGGGCGGUGCGUAAGGCGGAGUUCGUGUUAGGGAGUGAGGGCGUGGUGAGGAAGUUUGGGGUUGCGCUAGAGGUGGGGAUGGGGGAGGAGGGGAGGAUUUGGUUUGAGAGGGUUUGA